Messenger RNA from Scatophagus argus, 1131 nucleotides. RefSeq names its product ferritin, middle subunit. Lineage: Eukaryota; Metazoa; Chordata; Actinopteri; Scatophagidae. Gene Ontology annotation, cellular component: cytoplasm. Gene Ontology annotation, molecular function: ferric iron binding; ferrous iron binding. The coding region runs from base 213 to 743 and encodes 176 amino acids. The record is from RefSeq and is a predicted model, not a curated record. The transcript is spliced from 4 exons. Gene Ontology annotation, biological process: intracellular iron ion homeostasis; iron ion transport.
CUACUUGCUGCCAUUUACGAUCGGGAAGAAAAUCUAAAGGAGUUCUUGCUUCAACAGUGUUUGAACGGAACUUCUUCCUUCGUCCCUUUUUUUCUAUUCGUCUGCAUUCCGGACACGAACACCUCUUAUACUUGAACACUACUGGAUAAAGUCGCCGUAAAGCUCUAUUUUUGUACUGUUUUGUAAAGAAAAAGCUCAAAACGCCAGCCGAAAUGGAGUCCCAAGUGCGUCAGAACUACCACCGCGACUGCGAGGCCGCCAUCAACCGUAUGGUCAACAUGGAGCUGUUUGCUUCUUACACCUACACUUCAAUGGCCUUUUACUUCUCCCGUGAUGAUGUGGCCCUUCCAGGCUUCUCCCAUUUCUUCAAGGAGAACAGUGAGGAGGAGAGGGAGCAUGCAGAGAAGCUGCUGUCCUUCCAGAACAAGAGAGGAGGACGCAUCUUCCUCCAGGACAUCAAGAAACCGGAGCGUGAUGAGUGGGGGAGCGGGCUGGAGGCCAUGCAGUGCGCCCUGCAGCUGGAGAAGAAUGUCAACCAGGCUCUGCUGGACCUGCACAAGCUGGCCUCUCAACAUGUAGACCCUCAUCUGUGUGACUUCCUGGAGACCCACUACCUGAACGAGCAGGUGGAGGCCAUCAAGAAGCUGGGCGAUCACAUUACCAACCUCACCCGCAUGGAUUCCCACAACAACAAGAUGGCGGAGUACUUGUUUGACAAGCACUCCCUGGGGGGCAAGAGCUAAAUGCAAAGUGCCAAGAUUGAGCCUGGGGUGAAAAUCUUAAUGACAAAACAGGCUUUAAACUCAGCUUAACUUCUUGCUCCAGUUGUUCAUUCAUUGGGCCUGAUUUUUGUAUGUGAUCUGCUUAACCUAUUACACUGAUAGGCUUUCACAUGUUCUGGUGGUGUCGCUGUUUUUAAAUGUCAUAUAGGAGGAUGGAUUUUAGGUCUCUGAGAGUUUGGGCUGAUGUUGUUCUCAUCGUCACAGCAUCCUUUUGCUGCUCUCUCCGAGGCUUUGGUUUGCCUGCUGCCUGGCUCUCAUGACUUAUAAACCUGCUCUUGUGUGACAGUUUAACAAUUAUUGUGACUGUUUCUGAUCUGUUCUUAAUCCUAAUAAACAUUUUGAGCUGGAA